AUGAAGAUGAAUUUCCACGACAAGGUGGUGGAGCUGGCCAGGCGUCAAGAUUCCAUCACUGAUGGAGGCACUGUUUAUUCUGUCGUUUAUGUCACGGCAGAGCCAACCUUUACUGGUGUCAUUGGAGGCUAUACCACUCUCACUGGCGAUUCCUCUGCCACUGAGACCGCCACACAGGAUUCCAGCGCGAGUGCCGCCAGAUCAUCCUCUCCCACCGCUGGCUCAUCCACGGGCUCAACUGGGAGCGUUGCGCCGACCACUGCUACUCCCCUAGUUGCACCGACAACCAGAGGCAAUGGCUCCCCGACCGCGUUCUCCUCCCUAUCAAACACAGAUAGUGGUGCAAUUGCGGCGGCUACCGGCACUCCUGACUCUUCAAGCCCAAGUUCCGGCCUCUCCUCAGGUGCGAAAGCAGGUAUCGCCAUUGCGGUCAUCGCAAUUGUGGGUCUGAUUGCUGUCUUCCUGCUAUGGCUACUCGGGAAGAAGAGGCGUGAGCGUGAGGCACAAGCCGCCACGGACAAUGAGAAGCACAAUCCUGGUGCUGGAGUCAGCAGCACGGAGAUGGCGACUAGGAGUCCACCCAUCAGCUCAACCGCUCCCCGAAUCAGCCUCAGGCCUGUGUCUCGAAUGUUGCCUGAAUUCAUGGGAGCGUCUUCUAAGAGCAGACUCAGCGCCGGCAAUCUACUCACUACCAUCGGAGAAUCGGAUUCCGCCCGUGCUUCUGGCUCUGCUCGAAACUUGAGUCCCUCGCCUCAACCACGCGGCCCAAGCCCAACUCGUCAACGAGGUCCAAGUCCAGCUCCUCGCCGAUCUCAGGAUGAUAAUCCGAACAACCCAUUUGCUGAUCCCAAAAAUCCAUUUGCAGACCCCGAGAAAGCGAUUGUAGCCCCGGCCACGCCAAGCAGCGUGGCAUCCACUGCCAAACCAGCUCCUGUCGUUCCAGCCAUUGCUGUCACUGGUGUUGCUGCUGCUGCUGCUACUGCCGCUGCCCUCGCACCCGCCCCGAUCAUCGAAGCCAAGCCAGUUUCAGCUCUCUCCGAAGGUCCAACUGCUGCGCCCGCUGUCAUUCCCGCUCCAGAACCAGUUCAAGCUCUCACUGCGGCUCCUGCAUCCGCUCCAGCGUCGAAACUCGCACCAGCGCCGGAACCAGUUCCUGUUCCAGCCUCUGCGUCUGCUCCGGCUCCCAUUCCUGUUCCCGUUGCCCAACCCUCACCAAAACAGACUCCUUCUCCUGCUAGUUCGGCGCCAGCAUCGCCAGCUCUCGUCUCCGCCGGCGGCCCUGGAUCCGAACCUCAAGGCAAUGUUUACCGCGUUUUGAUGGAUUUUGUGCCUUCCAUGGACGACGAACUUGAGUUGAAGAACGGUCAACUGGUUCGUCUACUUCACGAGUAUGAUGAUGGAUGGGCGCUUUGCAUCCGACUUGAUCGAUCCCAGCAGGGUGUGGUUCCGAGAACCUGCCUCGCCGCCAAACCAUCCAAGCCCAAGCCAUCUCAUCUCAACCAAUAUGCCCGACCACCACCACCUGGAGCGCCGGGGUCUCGCCCCGGGUCUCGGCCCAUGUCCCCAGCUGGCGGCCCCAGGUCUGGCAUGGGUCCUCAACGCCCGAUGAGUCCUGCAGGGAGACCGAUGAGUCCUAGUGGAAGAAUGAGUCCGGCCCCAAUGCGUAAACCGAUGAGCCCAGGCUUCAAUCAAGGACCGAGAUCGAUGUCUCCGGGCCCGAGAAUGGGACCGCCAGGUCGAAGCAUGUCCCCUGGACCAUAUGGUGUUCGCGGCGGUCCACCACCAAUGGCCGUUGCAAAUCGACCAAGGAGCAAUUCUGCGAGCAACAUAAGGGACAAGCGCAACUCUCCUGCCGGUCCGUCGAAGCUAGGACCCGGCGCGGGCAUGGCUCUCUAA
Cladophialophora psammophila CBS 110553 is the source of this 1896-nucleotide messenger RNA. RefSeq lists its product as uncharacterized. NCBI's taxonomy places the organism in Eukaryota, Fungi, Ascomycota, Eurotiomycetes, Chaetothyriales, Herpotrichiellaceae. The transcript has 2 exons. Gene Ontology annotation, molecular function: protein binding. The record is from RefSeq and is a predicted model, not a curated record. The coding region runs from base 1 to 1896 and encodes 631 amino acids.